Molecule: messenger RNA, 477 nt
Organism: Penicillium alfredii
Lineage: Eukaryota; Fungi; Ascomycota; Eurotiomycetes; Eurotiales; Aspergillaceae
Product: DASH complex subunit DAD2
Exons: 4
Coding region: 1-477 (158 amino acids)
Biological process (GO): mitotic cell cycle; attachment of spindle microtubules to kinetochore
Cellular component (GO): mitotic spindle midzone; mitotic spindle; DASH complex
Source: RefSeq, a predicted model, not a curated record
AUGGCCUACUCAUCGCGUCCCACAUCCAUGCUCCCGGGACCUGGAGCAUCUCUUCGAGGAGCUUCCCAGCCAACCUCCCAACAGUCUUCGGCCCUCUCCGCACGCAUUGCCGCCAAAAAAGACGAACUCGAAAACUUGCAACAGCUACGCGAUUUAAGUGGGACACUGGCUAUGCAGAUGCAAGCACUGGAGACCAAGGUCUCCACGCUGAAAGAUGGCACCGAAGCGGUGGCAUGUGUUUUGUCCAAUUGGGAUAAUGUUCUCCGGGCCAUCAGUCUCGCCUCCAAAAAAGCAGGCAGUCUGCCCGAUCUUGCCAGUUCCGAAACAAAAUCCGGGGAGGAUACUUCGAACGAGUCUCGUCUCCCUGCAACUCUGGUCCGGAUACCUGCUGAGCAACGUGAGAAGACCAAUGAUGGGCUCACCCUCCGGUCGCUCGAUGUGGAGACACUAACCUCCCACAAUCUCCUUCCACCUUGA